Messenger RNA from Nannospalax galili (Upper Galilee mountains blind mole rat), 2564 nucleotides. Its product is annotated as protein C19orf12 homolog. The record is from RefSeq and is a predicted model, not a curated record. NCBI's taxonomy places the organism in Eukaryota, Metazoa, Chordata, Mammalia, Rodentia, Spalacidae. Bases 345 to 770 code for a protein of 141 amino acids. The transcript has 3 exons.
GGGAGGAGGGAGUGCCCGGCUGCAGCUUCUGGGUCCUUCUCUAAACCUGGCCCAGCUUGGGGACCAGGACAUGGUUUGUCCCUCAACAUGGGACUCAAGUUGCCAUGGAGCCUGAAGGUUGGAGGGCAGAGCCAGGGUGGCCGCAGCCUCUGUAUCCCCGAGGCGCCUGCCUCCAGGCCUGGGAAGGUGCACCGGGGUGUCCGGGGGGCCCAGCCCGGACCUCAGGUGUUUGGCAAGCUGUGAUGUAAAGAAAACAAGGCAGAAAGAAGCCGAAGCUACAGGAAUAAGUAGCGGGUGUGUGGGGUCUGGAGCAGCUCUGCUUGCAGCACCACAGGUCUACAGAGAUGCCCAUCAUUGUGGAUGACAUCAUACAGAUGCUGUGCCUCAUUUCCCAGGAGAGAAGAAUGAAGGCAGCCAGGAAGCACUCUGGGAAGGGUGCCCUGGUUACAGUGGCAGUGGCCUUCGUUGGUGGUUUGGUUGCUGGCAUACAAGGAGUAGUCGCUGGGUGGAUCAUCGGGGACCUGCUAGGUACCUGGAUGCGGCAUAGCCAGUUUAAGCCAGUUCCUCAGAUCCUAAUGGAGCUGCCCCCUGCCGAAAAACAGAAGCUCUUUAACCAGGCAACUGCCAUCACUGGGAAUCUGGACUGGGCAGGCACCAUGCAGCUGACCGCACUGGUCCUGUUCAAUGAUGCUCUGCAGCAGAAACUCCUGGACAUGUUAGUGACCUACAUCACCAGUGAGCUGCAGGCUGAGAUCCGCUAUGAUGACUAGGCUGCUCCAUCUAAUCACCGUUAGGUGAUUCUGUGACUCUCAGGUUACUGGUGAAUAGGGGAUGCCUGGCAGAUUCAGUUGAAAAACUUGCAUAUUACCAGCACUGACUUUAAGUAGGAGUGGGGCAUCCUGCUGGCACAUCCUACUGGAUAGACUCAAAUCAUGCUGUGUGGUGGCCCAGCAGUCAUUUGAAGCAAGUGUCUUGGGUUGUGUGUGCUGCUGUGUACUGGCAGCCCUUUACUGGGUGCUGACAGAGGCUCAGGCCACAGCAGCUUUGCAAGUUCCCCCAUCGUGGGAACUAGAGGAAGUCCCCGUGUUAUAAUGAUGGCAGAGCACACUGGAUGCCCUCCCCGAUCCCCAACAAUGGUGCCUCCAUUAGGUACCUGUUGCAGGACUGGCCCCUUUAGGCCCUGGGGUCUUGGGGUUCAGAGCCAGCUCUAUGAGAGUGCCCCUUCCCUCUCAGGGUCUUUCCCAAUCAUCUCAUGGAGGCAGUGGUUGGUCGUGAGUGAAGCAACAGAUGACAGACAGGAUCCCCUCUUCUUCUUUGGUUAAGUUUCUAGGGUCUUCGUCCCCCAUGUGGAAAAUCAUGACAGUUCUUUAGUUUUCACUUUUACUGUCAGCUCUGGUCUCUUUCUGUUCUCUACACAUAGGUAGCCUAACUUCAUCUCACUUCUGACUGGAGACUUCUCCAUAUGCCCUAUGUUGUAGUCACCUAAUGAGGACCAAUAAUUCUCAAGAAAACCAGAUUCUCUUUCAAGCUCCUGAGACCACCUGACAGGCAUGCAUCUUUUGUCUUACUAAGUAUGUGGCUGCAGAGCAGCUAGAAUGAGACUUUCACCAUGGGGACUUGUGCAUACUAGUCCAUGUCUUUCCCCAGGUCUAUCUCUAUAGUGGAGAAGAGGGGCGAGAACACUUCAUCUCUCAAGGGCCUAGAGAAGUCCCACCGCCAUCCUUGUCCCGCUGCUUGUGGGAAAAUUUUAGGCUUCUAAGCUCUCAGAUAGACAGAGACACUGGAUGUCUACAGGACUCCAUUGGCAAAGGGCUGGACCUACUGUUCCUAAAGGAGGCUUAUGCUUGGCCAUGGGUGAGAGUUGCUGUUUUUACAUCAAUAAUUCAGGUGUCAUUAGGGAAACCCUUGUCCUGGUUAAACAAAACUUAAAAAGAGUGAGAAAGGGAAAGACAGGCAUCCUCCAAUUGGUACCAGUCAUUAUUCUCCUGGUCCCCAUGGCUCACCAACCUGAUAACUGGCCACUGGGCCUCUGGGGAUACUCCUCCUAGCCUUUACGGUGGGCCAAUGCCUCUUAAAUUAUCUAACCAGAUCUAUAAGGAGGUGCUUAAAUGCUGUCAAAAUUUUGGCCCUAAGAACACAAUACCAGCCGAUAAAUCAGUGCAAGUUAACCAUUUGACUCAUUCCCCAGAGUCGCUGGCGAAUGUGAUAGCCUGAGUUCCUCCAUUUUGUAUAAAGUUGCCAUUUUUAAUGAACUCCCUGACAGGCAGUUCCAGGAAAGAUUAACCAUAGAAAAACCCCAAACCAGAAAUGUCUCAGUUAAUGUUUUACAGCUUUUGUAACCACUUGCCUAAGGCUAAUUUGACUUCUGUAAAUCGCUUGCUUGCCUACCCACAGGAACAAACACAUUGUUCUUGUACAAUCUUUUACAAUCACCUGGUCCAUCAGGAUGCGGUUUUUGCCUUUAAAUGAUUUACUUUCCUCUGAGUCUGGUCUGUACCCUUUAACUCCUGACCCAGAGAGUGCAGUCCCUGGAAAGCUAAAUAAAAUUCAGCUAGUUCAGAACA